AUGGACUCGCUCCUCAACCUAGACGAAUUCACACCGUCGACGACAUCCCCCAGUACUCAGGUGCCUCAACUCGCUCAUCAGUCAUCGCACUUUGGGUCGUCCACCCAGACCUUCGCGGGGCCUAGCUUCCCCUAUGACGCCUACCGCCAGCAGACCGGUCUGCCCGCUGGAGGUCUAGCCAACACCUUUGCUAUCAAUCAGACCGCGGGUCUACAAUAUUGGAACGGACAGGGCAGCUUUGUGAUGCCAUCGAACCCCAUCGACCUACCAGCUCUGAGCAAGAUUGAAGACUUUGAUUUCUCUCGUAUGGACGAUCUCGACUUUGACGCCGAGUCCCCAACCAUCUUGAGCGGCAACCCAGGUCAAUUCGUCAGUCCUACGACGCUAGUCUCAUCGGGUUCUUCUCAGAAUCAACGCAUCUAUCCUGGUAUGCAUAGCCAAGCCGCUCAGGCAAAGGCCGAGCAGGCCAAGCAACAACAGGAAAUGGUCCGACGUCAGCAGCAACAGCAGCAGCAAGCCCCACGCGCACUGCCUGCCGGUCAGAAGCCACUUCCAAAGGCUCCCGCUGGCAAGGAUCCCCGUGUGGAGGAAAGCAUCUCCCGUAUCCUCAACCAGAUGCGACAGAAGAGCGUCUCAAGCGAUGCGAAGACGGAGGAUUCGCCUGAUCCCAACAUGUCAAGCCUGCCCAAGUCUCGGAAAGAUGAAGAGGACAUGGAUGAGGACGAACGUCUGCUCGCUAGCGAGGAAGGAAAGAAGCUGACCAGCAAGGAGCGACGACAACUCCGGAACAAGGUGUCUGCUAGGGCGUUCCGAUCGCGUAGAAAGGAGUAUAUUGGCCAACUUGAAGGCGAGGUUGCCUCUAAGGUGGACGAAGCCAGCGCUCUCCGCACCGAGAACCAACAACUCCGUGAAGAAAACAACCGUCUCACCGAGCUCACGCGCAUGCUGCUGUCCUCUCAGGCUUUCUCUGGUUUCCUACAGGAGCUGAGCCAGUCUGGUGGAAGCGCGCCCCAAGUCCAGCAACCGACACAGCAGCGCCCGACCACGACUCCUGUCGAGCGCACGCAUUCGCAGACCCAGCGUAAGGACGUAAACCCACACGAUGCCGCCCGCAAAAUGUCUACCUCGCAGCAACAACCAAUGAUCGGAAUGGCGCUCAUGCCAGAGGUCAACUUUGAUUCUUCGCUCUUUGACACUUCUUCCUGGACACCAGCUGUGCAGCACAACGAUUUUCAAGUGUUCGCAGUCACCGAGCUACCCGAGCCGCCUGUCAUCGACUUUAACGAGUGCUCUGAGAAGAGGGUCCAAUGCGACUUCAGCUCAGAGACCUCCAAAUCCUCACCGACACUUUCACCACUUCCAGACGCAGUUAGGAAAGCAGGUCUGAGUCUUCAGACCAAGCCUCACACGACGGCUUCUUCAUGGCUUGGAAAGACAUCUGCUACCGUUACUUCGAUUGCUCAGGAUACUGAAUUUACUGCCAUCAACCCAUUCACGAGCAGGACACUCGAUGGAAUGAUAAUGGAGUUGGACGAAACAAGUCGGCGGAUUGGGUUGCUGCUGCCCUCAUAA
Molecule: messenger RNA, 1572 nt
Organism: Cyphellophora attinorum
Lineage: Eukaryota; Fungi; Ascomycota; Eurotiomycetes; Chaetothyriales; Cyphellophoraceae
Exons: 2
Coding region: 1-1572 (523 amino acids)
Biological process (GO): regulation of DNA-templated transcription
Molecular function (GO): DNA-binding transcription factor activity
Source: RefSeq, a predicted model, not a curated record